Molecule: messenger RNA, 712 nt
Organism: Syzygium oleosum
Lineage: Eukaryota; Viridiplantae; Streptophyta; Magnoliopsida; Myrtales; Myrtaceae
Product: auxin-responsive protein SAUR76-like
Exons: 1
Coding region: 50-472 (140 amino acids)
Biological process (GO): response to auxin
Source: RefSeq, a predicted model, not a curated record
CUCUCUCUCUCUCUCUCUCUCUCUCUCUCUCUCUCUCUCUAAAACAGCCAUGGGAAGAGGUGGCAACAAGCUUACCAAACUCAAGUCUGUCCUUAAGAAGCUCAACUCCUUCGGCCACCACAAGAAGCACCGCACCAUUAGGCCAACGCCCUCAUUCACUUCAUCAUCCUCGUCAAACAAUUCGGAGGACAUCGAUGACUCAUCCUCCUCCACCACCGACCUCCGCCCUGUCUACGUUGGCCAAUCCCGGCGGCGGUACCUCGUGAGCUCCGCCGUCGUCCGCCACCCCCUGUUCUGCGAGCUCGCCGCUCGUUCCGGCAACGGUGCGCCCUUGUCCGACGACGACGCCAACUCCUCGUCCCUCAGCAUCGCGUGCGAGGUGGUCUUGUUUGAGCACUUGCUGUGGAUGCUCGAGAACGCCGAGUCCCGGCCCGAGUCGCUGGAUGAGCUGGUCGAGUUCUAUGCUUGCUGAGGGAGACGAGGAUGCAUGGCGAUUGUAAAGGAUCAUAUUCGAUGUGGUCAAAGAGAUUGGAUGGCCAUCUAUAAUUUGUAAUUGCUUGUUCUAUUCUUUUCUAAUGUUCAUGACGAUGAUUAGAGCGCAAAGCCAUGUAAAGAUAGAGGAGAGAGAGAGAGAGAGGCCUCACGGCGGAGCGGACGUCGCUCUUGUAUUGUUCAAAUAUAAGCUAUGCAUUUGGAUUUUCAUGAGCUAAAA